CUCAGCCACCACUGCUUCUGCUUCUCCCAUCGCCCAUCUCCCAUCUCCCGUCCCCAUCCCACGCCAUGGCAACGUUCGACCGCCGCCGCAUCCCCGCCCCCGAAGACUCCAAGCCGCCCGUCUUCGCGACGACGCCCGCCGGGCCCUCCCGCACCCGCGCGCCCGACGAGCUGCGGCCACUGUUCAUCAAGACCGGGCUUGUGACGCAGGCCAACGGGAGCGCAUAUGUCGAGGCUGACGGGGUGAAGAUUGCCUGCUCUGCAUUUGGACCCCGCCCUCGCCCACCACCUUUCACAAGCACCGGUACGCUGAAUGUCGAAGUCAAGUUUGCGCCGUUUGCCAGCCGUGUGCGCCGCGCGCCGCUGCGGGACACCGAGCCCGUCUCACACGCCGCCGUGCUCACCAACCUCCUCCUUCCGGCCGUGCACCUACACCUCCUCCCAAAAAUGAGCGUUGACGUGCACGUCUACGUGCUCGAGGGUGACAGUGAUGCAUCCGUGCUGGCGGCGGGGUUGAGCGCGGCAUGUGCUGCACUCGCCGACGCUGGGAUUCCGCUCAGCGGCCUCGCCGUCGGAAGUACAGUCGCCCUCCGAGGAUCCACUGCCCUGCUCGACCCCUCUGGGCCCGAGUGCGCGGGCGCCGACGCUACCCUCACCCUCGGCGCAAUGCCUGCGCUUGGCCGCGCAACGAGCCUGCACAUGACGGGCGAGGCUGACCUGGAAGCCGUGUGUGAAAUGGUCGAGGCAGCCCUCGCCGGCGCGGCGACCGCACACACCGCCGUCGCCCAGGCCCUCAUGGAAGCCGCCGCAUAGAUCCAGACUCUGUAUAUUCAUGCAUGUAGAUGACAAC
Molecule: messenger RNA, 849 nt
Organism: Cutaneotrichosporon oleaginosum
Lineage: Eukaryota; Fungi; Basidiomycota; Tremellomycetes; Trichosporonales; Trichosporonaceae
Biological process (GO): nuclear mRNA surveillance; rRNA catabolic process; U4 snRNA 3'-end processing
Cellular component (GO): nuclear exosome (RNase complex); cytoplasmic exosome (RNase complex); nucleolus
Source: RefSeq, a predicted model, not a curated record